CAGAGCCGGAAGUAGAACGGCGGCUGCGGCGGUGGCUCUCUGACAGCUCGGGACUGAAGUGCAAGGUGCCGUCGAGCCAGUUUCAACUCAGCGACCCUAUGCACAACAGCACGAAACACUGCCCAGUCCUGAGCCAUCCUUACAAUCGUUGUUACGCCUGAGCUCAUUGUUGCAGCCACUGUGUCAGUCCGCCUCGUUGAGGGUCUUCCUCUUUUCCACAGACCCUGUACUCUACCAAGCAUGAUGUUCUUCUCCAAGGACUGAUCCCUCCUGACAACAUGUCCAAAUAACCGAGUCACCAUGAUUCUGCAGAGGCUCUUCAGCUUUUCCUCUGUCAUUCGGUCAGCAGUCUCAGUCUAUCUGCGGAGGAACAUUGGUGUUACAGCGGUGGCGUUUAAUAAGGAACUUGAUCCUAUACAGAAACUUUACUUGGACAAGAUUAGAGAAUACAGGUCUAAGCGACAGGCAUCUGGAGGACCUGUUGAUACAGGCCCCGAAUAUCAGCAAGACCUGGAGAACGAGAUUUUAAAACUUAAGCAAAAGUAUGGUAAAGCAGACAUGAAUACCUUCCCUACCUUCACGUUUGAAGAUCCCAAAUUUGAAGCCGUUGAAGAACCCCAGCCCCAAAAUGAUAAGAAAAAUUAAUCUGGUAAUUUGUCAUGGAUUAGUUGUACAAUUAAGCAGUGAUCACAUAAUAAAUAUAUAUUUCAUGAUGGUCAAA
Loxodonta africana (African savanna elephant) is the source of this 721-nucleotide messenger RNA. It is a transcript of the gene ATP5PF, whose product is annotated as ATP synthase peripheral stalk subunit F6. The coding region runs from base 301 to 645 and encodes 114 amino acids. Gene Ontology annotation, molecular function: proton transmembrane transporter activity. The transcript is spliced from 5 exons. NCBI's taxonomy places the organism in Eukaryota, Metazoa, Chordata, Mammalia, Proboscidea, Elephantidae. Gene Ontology annotation, biological process: proton motive force-driven ATP synthesis. The record is from RefSeq and is a predicted model, not a curated record.